CAAGUCCCACAAGGCCCCUCGGCCCAGGGCCGGUUUGGCCCGGCCUGGGGUGGAGGCGGAGGCGGAGGCGCGGGAGUUAUGGAGGGGGCGGGCUCUGCAGGGAAGUGCGUCAGAGGAGGCGCGGGGAGAGUAGGGCGCUGUGGUCGGAGCUGGAGGGCGAAGCCGGUGGAGUGAGAGGAUGGGCGUAUGCAGGUGAUAGACUAGAGAACAAGACUUCUGUCUCCGUAGCAUCUUGGAGCAGUCUGAAUGCCAGAAUGGAUAACCGCUUUGCUACCGCAUUUGUGAUUGCUUGUGUGCUUAGUCUUAUUUCCACCAUCUACAUGGCGGCCUCAAUAGGCACAGACUUCUGGUAUGAAUAUCGAAGUCCUGUUCAAGAGAAUUCAAGUGAUUCGAAUAAAAUUGCCUGGGAAGAUUUCCUCGGUGAUGAGGCGGAUGAGAAGACUUACAAUGAUGCGCUGUUCCGGUACAACGGCAACUUGGGAUUGUGGCGACGGUGCAUUACCAUACCCAAAAACACCCACUGGUAUGCUCCACCAGAAAGGACAGAGUCAUUUGAUGUGGUUACAAAAUGCAUGAGUUUCACACUAAAUGAACAGUUCAUGGAGAAAUAUGUUGAUCCUGGGAACCACAAUAGUGGCAUUGAUCUACUUCGGACCUACCUUUGGCGUUGCCAGUUCCUUUUACCCUUUGUUAGCUUGGGUUUGAUGUGCUUCGGGGCUUUGAUUGGACUUUGUGCCUGUAUUUGCCGCAGCCUGUAUCCCACCAUUGCCACAGGCAUUCUCCAUCUCCUUGCAGGUCUGUGUACGCUAGGCUCCGUGAGUUGUUAUGUUGCUGGCAUUGAACUACUACAUCAGAAACUAGAGCUGCCCAAGGAUGUAUCUGGAGAAUUUGGAUGGUCCUUCUGCCUGGCCUGCGUCUCAGCUCCCUUACAGUUCAUGGCGUCUGCUCUCUUCAUCUGGGCUGCCCACACCAACCGGAAAGAGUACACCUUAAUGAAGACGUAUCGUGUGGCGUGAAGGGAAGCUGCCUUCUUGACCAUUACUAUUUUUCAUAUAUUUUUUUUUUUACUAUUGAGGUUUUCCCUUGUCUUUCAGUUGUCUUUAAUUUUUAUUUUAGUGGAUAUGCCAUUUUAUUCUAAAAGUCCCUUUUAUUUAUAUACAGUGCCACUAAAUACCAUUUAAAAUGUAUGUGGUUUUCUUUGAGUAGCUCAAUCUUCACACUGAUCUAGAUUCAGAAUUCAGACAGAAAGAACUUGAGAGAGGUGACCCAAAUUCGUAAAAGAAUAUUAGCAGUGGAAAAUUGACCCAAAACAGGCUCUGUUAAUGUCUGCUCAAUCCAGUAGUGUAGUAACUAUGUGUGAAACUAGAAACGAAUUUCUGUAUGAUAUCUGUUAUCACUGUCAGACCUUCAUCUUUACUUUCCUGUUGUUAGCAGUCAGCUAGCGGAACCAGCGUUCCUAAAGAUGUGUGCACAUAAAAUUGGGAAAUUCUUUAACAUCUGUGUCCCUGAACUUUGGUACAUUACUUCAUUUGAGGUGAAAUAUGGCAGCUGUUUAUACUGUGAUUGUCUACAAGAAAAAAAAGUGAAAAAUGAUGUUUACUUGAAAUUGUGAUUUUAACUGCAAAAUUUCAAUUCUAUGAGAAAAGUUGAUUAAUCGUACUACAUUAUACUUUUUUUAAAAAACUGAAACCAUUAAGAUUUUCAGUGCCACCAAACCAUUGUGGAUUUUUGCUGCUCCCCCUCCUGUCUCACACACCAGGCUUAUUAAAGAGUACUUUCUUUUUAACAGAGCUUGAGAAGAAUCACAGCCAAUUCCCCACCUGCUUUGUUCUAGCUGAGUACUAUAUGGGAGGUCCUACCAAUAUCGACCCCUAGAACUGGGGGUACUACCACCACAAGAUCUAAAGCUGUGGCCACCUACAACCUACAUUUAUGGGUCUUUAUUUCUUGUGGUGAAAUGAUGUGCCUUUCCUUGCCCAAAUCCCUUCCUGGUGUGUAUCAACAUUACUUAAUGUCUUCUAAUUCAGUCAUUUUUUUAUAAUAUGUCUGUAAACAUUGAACUUAAAAAUCUUAUUUAUUUACUCCAUUAUUGUAGCACUUCACAGAUUAAAAAAAAGUGUAACUCAGUAAUUUCUUAUCAAAUCCUAAAUCUGUCUUUUUUUAAAAAAAAUAAAAAAAGAGAAUCAUA
Mastomys coucha (southern multimammate mouse) is the source of this 2188-nucleotide messenger RNA. It is a transcript of the gene Cldnd1, whose product is annotated as claudin domain containing 1. The coding region runs from base 255 to 1016 and encodes 253 amino acids. Gene Ontology annotation, cellular component: membrane. The record is from RefSeq and is a predicted model, not a curated record. Lineage: Eukaryota; Metazoa; Chordata; Mammalia; Rodentia; Muridae. The transcript has 6 exons.